UACAUCGACUUGGCAAUUCAAGGUUGGGAAAUGCUGAUCAAAGUCAUCACGCCAGAUCACUCCGAAGCAUGGGGAGCUGUACACCAUUCACUCGGCAUGGCAUAUCAAGAACAGACCCAUGGCGAUCAGCAGAGAAACAACAUCAGAGCAAUUUUCCAUUUCAACUCUUCACUAUCAAUCUACACCAGGAGCAGAUUCCCUACUGAAAGCUAUCCCCACGACUGGGUGAAAGCGCAGCGACUUCUCGGCAUGCGGCUGCUCAUGAAACAAAGUGGAGAAAAGUUUCUGAAUAUUGAGAAUGCUAUCAAUCACCUCAAGGCGACCCUGGAGAUUUACCAGAUGUUGGGGGCAAUGCAGGACUGGGCGGAGGUACACAUAGCCAUAGCUGAUGCAUGGAUGCAAACGAUUUCUGCUGCAAGAUUGUUCCCAGGGUUCAACGCAUUACAGAACUACAAUGAGUCCCUCAGUGUUUAUCAUAAAUCAGCUCAUCCUAUCCGUUAUGCGGAGAUUAAUACCUACAUUGCUAACGUCUAUCAGACUCAGGUUGAAUCUAAAUCGCAGGAGAUGAUAGAAGAGGCGAUUGACCAUUUCAAUCAAUCACUCUCUUUCUUCCAGCAUAGGAACACAUCACAAGAUUACUUGGACGCCAAGAUUGGGCUGGGAACCGCCAUGUGCGAGAGAAUCUCGUCGUCACGUAGCAGCGACUUGGAAGCGGCCCUCUCCCACUUCAGCGACGCUCUGUCUGUCAUCAACAAAACGGUACACCCCAAGGAAUGGGCGAAGCUCAACUAUCAGAUGGCGGAAUGCUUCGUCUCAAGAAUCGAGGGGAACCGCACGCUCAACCUCGCCAGUGCCCGGGGACACUGCGAGAGUGCCCUGUCCUUCUUCACUAUAGAAACUUUCCCUGAGAUGUGGGCCCGGGCUCAGUGUACCCUGGGGUGGGUCCUGGCGAGCCAGCAGGGAGGAAAUCGAGGGGACUUGCUGGAACUUGCCAUCUCCCAUCAUUGGCAGGCGCUGCGAGUCUUCAGCCGCAAAGAUUUCCCGCAGCUUUGGGCAGCGACGCAUGUGCAUCUUGGGGAGGCCUACACGAACAGAGUGAAUGGAGAGAAGUCCAAGAACCUUGAGAUGGCGAUCGACAGCUGCAACCAGGCGCUGGAGGUGUACAGGAAGAACUCACAUCCUCUUGCAUGGGCCAGGGUACACGACAUCCUCGCCAAGGUUUACUUGAGCAGAGAUGGAGGAGUGAGAUCUGAGAACGUGGAGCACGCGAUCCGAUGCUGGAGGAAUGCGAUCAAGGUG
Guillardia theta CCMP2712 is the source of this 1299-nucleotide messenger RNA. RefSeq lists its product as hypothetical. The annotation marks the transcript as partial. Gene Ontology annotation, molecular function: protein binding. The record is from RefSeq and is a predicted model, not a curated record. Lineage: Eukaryota; Cryptophyceae; Pyrenomonadales; Geminigeraceae. The transcript has 3 exons.